AUGGGCCAUCCUACUAAUACUGCGGAUGUUAGGAAAGACCGUGUGGUCACAAACUCUCAAGGUGCUCCAAUUAAUGAACCAUUUGCUACGCAACGUGUAGGACAGCAUGGUCCUUUGUUGUUGCAGGAUUUUAACCUUCUUGAUUCGUUAGCUCAUUUCAACAGAGAACGGAUUCCAGAACGUAACCCUCAUGCUCAUGGAUCAGGUGCGUUUGGGUACUUAGAAAUUACAGAUGAUAUCACGGACGUGUGCGGUUCAGCGAUGUUCGAUACCGUGGGGAAGAGAACGCGAUGCCUUGUUAGAUUUAGUACUGUUGGUGGUGAGAAGGGUUCUGCCGAUACGGCACGUGACCCAAGAGGGUUCGCUAUCAAGUUCUAUAGUGAAGAAGGGAAUGUCGACUGGGUCAACAACAACACGCCAGUCUUCUUCAUCAGAGAUCCUUCUAAGUUCCCACAUUUCAUUCAUACUCAAAAGAGAAACCCAGAAACCAAUAUGAAGGAUGCUGACAUGUUUUGGGACUUUUUGACGACAGAGGAGAAUCAAGUCGCAAUUCAUCAAGUGAUGAUCUUGUUCUCCGAUCGUGGUACUCCAGCUUCUUAUCGUAACAUGAACAGUUACUCGGGUCAUACUUACAAAUGGUCUAACAAGCAAGGUGAAUGGCGCUACGUGCAAGUGCAUUUGAAGACAGAUCAAGGUAUUAAGAACUUGAACAACGAGGAGGCGACUAAGUUGGCUGGUGAAAACCCUGACUACUGUCAAAAGGAUUUGUUUGAAAACAUCGCCAAGGGUAAUUACCCAUCUUGGACCCUUUACAUUCAAACUAUGACCGAAGAAGAGGCAGAAAAAUUGCCAUUCUCUGUAUUCGAUCUAACAAAAGUUUGGCCUCAUAAGCAGUUCCCAUUGCGUCGUGUAGGUAAGAUGGUUUUGAAUGAAAAUCCAGAAAAUUACUUCGCUCAAGUGGAACAGGCUGCAUUCUCCCCAUCGCACACCGUCCCAUACCAAGAAGCUUCUGCUGACCCUGUCUUACAAGCACGUUUGUUCUCUUAUCCAGAUGCCCAUCGUUACAGAUUAGGCCCUAACUAUUCUCAAAUCCCUGUUAAUUGUCCAUAUGCAUCGAAGGUUUUCAACCCAGCUAUCAGAGAUGGCCCAAUGAACGUUAACGGCAAUUUGGGCAAAGAGCCAAACUAUUUGUCUACUUCUAAGAAGUACCAAUUCAUUCAACAAUCAAAGCCAAUUCAACAACAUCAAGAAGUAUGGUCUGGGCCUGCAAUGCCUGUACAUUGGGCAACCUCACCAGGAGACAUCGAUUUCGUUCAAGCCAGAGACUUGUAUAACAAAGUGUUGAGCAAACAGCCAGGUCAACAAAAGGCAUUGGCCCACAAUGUCGCAGUACACGUAGCAAGUGCAUGCCCUGAAAUCCAAGACCGUGUAUUUGCCAUGUUUGCAAGAGUCGACCGUGGUCUAUCUGAAAACAUCAAAAAGGAAGCUCUGAGCUUAUCCCCAAGAAAGGCUGCUGCAUUGAAUGCAAAGUUAUAG
Molecule: messenger RNA, 1536 nt
Organism: Kluyveromyces lactis
Lineage: Eukaryota; Fungi; Ascomycota; Saccharomycetes; Saccharomycetales; Saccharomycetaceae
Gene: CTA1
Product: catalase A
Exons: 1
Coding region: 1-1536 (511 amino acids)
Biological process (GO): response to hydrogen peroxide; hydrogen peroxide catabolic process
Cellular component (GO): peroxisome; cytoplasm; mitochondrion
Molecular function (GO): catalase activity; heme binding
Source: RefSeq, a predicted model, not a curated record